Aedes albopictus (Asian tiger mosquito) is the source of this 4056-nucleotide messenger RNA. Its product is annotated as netrin-B-like. Gene Ontology annotation, biological process: motor neuron axon guidance; dendrite development; tissue development. Lineage: Eukaryota; Metazoa; Arthropoda; Insecta; Diptera; Culicidae. The transcript is spliced from 7 exons. Gene Ontology annotation, molecular function: protein binding. The record is from RefSeq and is a predicted model, not a curated record. The coding region runs from base 1329 to 3374 and encodes 681 amino acids. Gene Ontology annotation, cellular component: basement membrane.
UCAGUUUCUCUUCGUGGAGGAAUCCUCGUUUCCCAGUUGAAACGAACCGCCACAAAGAGUGCGGGAAUAUGAAAACAAAAACAUCCAGUCUUUUAACGGCACAUAAAAGAGCAGAUUGCUCGGAUCCGUCCCUCGCACCAUCCUGUAUGCUUCCACCCGCAACGACCGAUAUACAGAUAUAGCAUCGGCUAUGAUACCAACUCUCCUGGCGAAUCCUCUCAUCGCAGAUAGAUCCCGAGAGUCAGUAAUUGCUCUCCCUUCGUUUCAUGAUAAAGAAGCUGCGGGAAAAUUCUGACCGACUCCAACUCACCCACCUCCCACCCCCUGUGCAGAUCCUACCUUUUCGCAACUCCACACGCAAAUUUCCCUUUUUCGAACCUGUAGAGCUCAUCUCUCUAGGUUUUCCUUCCACUCGGCUGCUGGCAGAUGGUUUUCUGCUUUGUGCGCGUUUUGGUCCCGAAUCUGUGGCGGCCCAGUGCAAGAACAUACUGAUAUUCAGUCAGCAUCCAUCCUCAGCAAGCAGUCGUUCGUUGCAGCUGGUUUUCGUCCUCGCGUAGUUGAACGAUGUACUGAGUCCGCGGUACGGCUUAACAGGUUGCCCCAGAGGCUAUUCGCGUAAUUCCGUGCCGUUCGACCGCGCGAUCCUUGGACUUCCGAAGCGUGGGUUGACCGGCUUUCACUCCCCGUCGUCACCACUGACUGGUGUGGUGUCGCGUCAGUUUGCUUCUGCUGUAUGUUUUGCAGACAAAGUGUCGUCACUCGUCGCGGUUCCUCACGUCGUCGGUCUUCGCUCCGUCGGCGGCAGUCCAAUUCUUCAGACGUUUGUUUUGAUCGCUCGUUUCGUCUUCGGUGCUCGGGAGCGCGUGGUUUCCGAGUGACAUUGCAGCACUGCAGCCCAAUUAUAGCACGUAGUGUGGAGUAAAGCUGAACCACACGGCGAUAGUGAAGAAAACGAUUCCUUCUGCAAUCAAUGAGUAAUGUGAAACAUGUGUUACUGGUAUGAAACUUAGAAUGUGUUAAUAGGAUGAUUGAAAAUUGUCGAUUUUCUGCUGGAGUAGGAUUUGACAGUGAAAUAAGUUUAAUCGGUGAAUAAUUAGUCAAGCGAGCGUUUCCUGUGAAUCGUAUUACAUUGGGGUUCUCCAGGUUGGCUGAAAUGAAGUGAAGUGAAACCGCCCACGCGCGGAAAGUGCAUUAAUUAAAAUUCCGUGUUCGGUUGGGACCGACGCCUGGUCGGCCGUAAUGUAUGCUACAAUAGCAAUUAAUUAAAAUUUCAUGAGGAAAACAGAUUUUUGCAACCACUGUAGUGGAUAGAGGUAAUUUGUGAAACAAUGAAGUGGUACAUGUUGGUCAGCAUUGUUUGGUGGGUCACUUUCCUGCUCGUGGUGCUAACAGUGGCCUCACCGGAUGGAUACCUGAAAAUGUAUCCAGUGCAGUCACAAUUCGAUCCGUGUUAUGACGAGGAUAGGCCAAGGCGGUGUGUUCCGGACUUUGUGAAUGCUGCAUUUGGAGUGCCUAUCGUUGCUUCAUCCACAUGUGGAUUGCGAGGCCCCGAGGAAGUUUGUGAUAGUCAAGAACUACGCGGUCCGUGCCAUCAAUGUGACGAUACAGUUCCGAGAAAACGAUAUCCAGCUUCUGCUCUUACAGAUGUUAACAAUUCUAAUAACGUGACUUGUUGGCGAUCAGAAGCGAUCCCAACACCCAUGGGAUUCAACGAACCCCCGGAUAAUGUAACACUUACUCUAUCACUUGGUAAAAAAUACGAACUAACCUAUGUGAGUCUAACAUUUUGUCCCGGAGCCGUUAAACCAGAUUCCAUUGCCAUAUACAAAAGUGCCGACUUUGGAAAAUCGUGGCAACCAUUCCAGUUCUACAGUUCUCAGUGUCAGAAAGUUUACGGUAGACCCAAUCGUGCUACCAUCACUAAAGCCAAUGAACAGGAAGCACGCUGCACGGAUGCUCACCGCCACAUGGGAGAAUCUACCGGAAUACAGGGUUCAAGAAUCGCUUUCAGCACCCUGGAAGGACGUCCAUCUGCAGCGGACUUUGAUUCUUCACCGGUACUUCAGGACUGGGUCACUGCCACCGACAUUCGCGUAGUGUUCCAUCGUUUGCAAAUGCCUCAAGAAUCCAUAGAAGACCUAUUUUUGCUCGGUUCUCCUCAAGUUCCGCCAUCAUUCAGGCAGAAGAAAUCAUCUUUCGGUUACAAUGCAAUCGAUAAAUACGAAGAAGCAACCGAUUCAACGAUUGCCGUUCCAACCGUCCCAACACUGACACACCACUACGCCGUUUCGGACUUUGCCGUUGGCGGACGAUGCAAGUGCAACGGACAUGCCUCCAGGUGCGUUUUGGGGCGCGAUGAUGACCUGGUGUGCGACUGUAAACAUCAUACCGCCGGACGGGACUGUGAACGCUGCAAACCGUUCCACUUCGAUCGACCGUGGGGCCGAGCCAAUGCACGGGAAUCCAAUGAGUGUAAAGAGUGCAACUGCAAUAAGCACGCACGGCGCUGUCGGUUCAACAUGGAGCUCUUCAAGAUGUCGGGUCGGAUCUCGGGCGGUGUUUGCCUCAACUGUAGACACGCAACCACCGGUCGCCACUGCCACUACUGCCGCGAGGGACACUACCGGGACGCCAGCAAACCAAUCACGCACCGGAAGGUCUGCAAACCCUGCGACUGCCACCCCAUAGGAUCAUCCGGAAAGACAUGUAAUCACACCACUGGACAAUGCACCUGCAAGGACGGUGUCACUGGAUUGACCUGCAAUCGAUGUGCUCGAGGCUAUCAGCAGAGCCGAUCACACAUUGCACCUUGCAUAAAAAUUCCACGAGUCAUCAGUAUCGUGCAUCCUCAAAAUACUGCACCUGAUCCGCAGCGUCACGAUCCUGACUCUCCUUCCUACCGCACGGACGCCGGAAGGGAGUGCGGAAAGUGCAAAAUCGGCACCAAACGACUAAAUCUAAGCAAGUUUUGCAAAAGAGAUUACGUAAUAAUGGCCAAAGUAACGGCAAAGGACACGAAACCGGACAACGCAAACCUGAAAAGCAGCUCAAGCCACAACCCGAACAGCAACGACGUGGUAAAGUUCACACUAAGCGUCCAAAAGGUGUUCAAAAGAAGCCCCAGCCCAAGCAGUCCGCUGGCGCUGUCGCUGAGAAGAUCAACCCACGUAACUCUCGUCGUGGAAGUGAAAGAUCUCGAAUGCCGGUGCCCAAGAAUCAAAGUGAAUAAAUCCUAUCUGAUCCUCGGUCGGGACACGGAGGGACCACCAGGAGCGCUCGGCAUCGGACCGCGAUCAAUCGUCAUCGAGUGGCGUGACGAAUGGCAUCGGCGGUUAAGGAAAUUUCAACGACAAGCGGCACGUACAUGCCACUGAUCCGUCUCGCUAUAAGAACCCCAACAACGAACCCGCAGUGGCGAGAUUUUUAACAAUAGGCGAUUAAGAUAUAUAUCCUUUGGCCAAUGUAAUAAAUUAUUACUAAAUUAUGUGAAAUUGCUCGAUCUUCCCGUUUAAUAUAUUCAUAUAUUUGAAGGACUGCUACCGAUAUCGUACUGUUCGGUUUCCCAAAGACCGAAGCAAAUGCUAAUGAUCCUUGAUAUGUUCGUAUAGAUUAUAUGUACAGAAUUUAUGCAUCAAUUCUGUUUUCCCACGUUAGAGUAUACUGUACAAGAUUCCUUUGCAUCGAUGUAGUAUAUUGCUGCGACAGAAAGAUCUAUAGAGACCAUGACGUUAUAAAACACAUUCGCUUGUACAUCAUUACCAUUGCCGAUCGUUACUUUUACCACUAGAUGUAAUUUAGUACCCUAUUAUUAUUGAAUAUUUACGUAAUUUGUUGAUCGUUGAAGUUUCCUUAGACCGUAGAUGAUGCCGUGUUCUAGAGCUCCCCUUAAAAAGUCAUCAAACGUCGCCAUAUCACUACAUAAUCAGUAUUUUUUACCAGUUAAGAAGUUUGUGUGAUUAUUACUAUACUUAAAAUUCAAACUAAAACUCACUCUUUUUUAGCUGUAAGUUAUUUGCUAAGAACUAUGUGGAGAAAAUAAAUCAAUAAUUUUGCUGA